Messenger RNA from Ficedula albicollis (Collared flycatcher), 3393 nucleotides. RefSeq names its product diacylglycerol kinase gamma (gene DGKG). The transcript has 25 exons. Gene Ontology annotation, biological process: diacylglycerol metabolic process; lipid phosphorylation; intracellular signal transduction. NCBI's taxonomy places the organism in Eukaryota, Metazoa, Chordata, Aves, Passeriformes, Muscicapidae. Gene Ontology annotation, cellular component: plasma membrane. Gene Ontology annotation, molecular function: ATP-dependent diacylglycerol kinase activity; calcium ion binding. The record is from RefSeq and is a predicted model, not a curated record. The coding region runs from base 218 to 2845 and encodes 875 amino acids.
GGGGGGUCCCAUCGAUGGCACCGCGCUGCCGCCGCCAAGGAGAAAGGUGCUGACUGAAGGUGCCCUGGCUUCUCCCAGAACGAUGCCAGCACUCCGAGAGCCCCCCGUGCCCCUGGCUGUGCCAGUGUGACCCGUGGCACUGAGCCUGCUGUGUGGCACUGAGCCUGCUGUGUGGCACUGAGCCUGGUGGCCCCCAGCUCGUCCCUGCUGCCCAAAGAUGAGUGAUGGCAUGUGGAUCUCGCUCAGCCCCGCUGAGUUUGCCCAGCUGCAGCAGUACACGGACUACUCCACCAAGAAGCUCAAGGAUGUUCUGGAGGAGUUCCACGGGGACGGUGUCCUGUCGAGGUACAACCCUGAACAGCCCAUCGACUACGAGGGGUUUUGCCUCUUCAUGAAGACCUACCUGGAGGCAGAUGUGCCCGAGGAGCUUUGCCAGCACCUCUUCACUUCCUUCAAGCGUAAGAUCUGCCAAGCCUCCCCCGAGAGCCAGCAGCAGAGCCCUGGUGUGUCUCAGCACAGCAGCCUCGGGAUCAACGGGAAAACCCUUCGAGGUGCUCUGGGAAGGCACACUCCCGAGCCCAAGGGCUGCCAGAGCAACACAGCCGAGCCACAGCCAGCAUCCCUCACGCUGGCAUCCAUCCCCAGUGCCUCCCCCAGCUGGUCCAGAUCGUCCUCCCAGAAAUCCACCACUGGCACCGCUUCAGCUCACAACUCCUCGGGCUCUUCCAAGAUCUCCUCUGUGUCUGUGCUCAGCCCUCAGUCACCAGGCACGAGGAGCACGGAGAAGAGGUUGCCCUUCAGCCUGAGGAAAGGCCCCAGCUCCCUGAAAGCCACCCCACCUCCUCCUCCCACCCCCGUGGCCCAGGUGGUCCACCUGAAGGACAUUGUCUGCUACCUGUCCCUGCUGGAGAGGGGACGAGCAGAGGACAAGCUGGAGUUUAUGUUCCGCCUCUACGAUACCGAUGGGAAUGGUGUCCUGGACAGCUCGGAGCUGGAUCGUAUCAUCAACCAGAUGGUGCACGUGGCUGAGUACCUGGAGUGGGACUCCACUGAGCUGAAGCCUAUCUUGAAGGAUAUGAUGGAAGAGAUCGACUACAACCACGAUGGGACUGUGACGCUGGAGGAGUGGAUCCGGGGGGGCAUGACCACCAUCCCCUUGCUGGUCCUGCUGGGGAUGGAGACAAACGUGAAAGAUGAUGGGCAGCAUGCCUGGAGGCUGAAGCACUUCAAGAAACCUGCCUACUGCAACUUCUGCCGCACCAUGCUGCUGGGGGUCCGCAAGCAGGGCCUCUGCUGCUCCUUCUGCAAGUACACGGUCCACGAGAGGUGUGUGUCCAAAGACAUUGCUUCCUGCAUCAGCACCUAUGUUAAAUCCAAGAGGAACACAAGUGUGAUGCAGCACACCUGGAUCGAGGGCAACUCACCUGCCAAGUGUGACAGAUGUCACAAGAGCAUCAAGUGCUACCAGGGCAUCACUGGCCUGCACUGUGUCUGGUGCCAAGUCACGCUCCACAACAAGUGUGCCUCCCAUGUGAAGCCAGAGUGUGACGGGGGCCCUCUGCGGGACCACAUCCUGCUCCCAUCCUCCAUCUGCCCAGUUGUGCUGGACAGGCAGUCCCACUGCCGGCGCUCGGAGAGCGACUCCCCUGCCAGCACCAGCCCCGAGGACAGCCAGGGCUUCAAGUUCAACUCCACCACAGUGGAUGGGCAAGGGCUGCAGAUCAGCCCUCAGCCCGGGACUCACCCACUGCUCGUGUUUGUCAACCCCAAGAGUGGAGGAAGGCAAGGGGAGCGGGUCCUCAGGAAGUUUCACUACCUGCUGAACCCACGCCAGGUGUACAACCUGGACCGGGGCGGCCCCACGCCAGGGCUGAACUUCUUUCGGGACACUCCAGAUUUCCGCGUGCUGGCCUGCGGAGGGGACGGCACGGUGGGCUGGAUCCUGGACUGCAUAGAUAAGGCAAACCUGGUGAAGCACCCGCCGGUGGCCGUCCUGCCCCUGGGGACAGGCAACGACCUGGCGCGGUGCCUGCGCUGGGGAGGAGGCUAUGAAGGAGGCAACCUGAUGAAGGUGCUGAAGGACAUAGAGCACAGCACGGAGGUGAUGCUGGACCGCUGGCACAUCGACAUCAUUCCUACUGACAGGGAGGCCAACGGAGACCCUGUCCCAUCCACCAUCAUCAACAACUACUUCUCCAUUGGCGUGGAUGCCUCCAUCGCCCACCGCUUCCACAUCAUGCGAGAAAAACACCCUGAGAAAUUCAACAGCAGGAUGAAGAACAAGCUGUGGUACUUCGAAUUCGGGACGUCAGAGACCUUUGCAGCCACCUGCAAGAAGCUCCAUGACUAUGUGGAGGUUGAGUGUGAUGGGACCCUGCUGGACCUGAGCAACACAUCCCUGGAGGGCAUUGCUGUCCUCAACAUCCCCAGCAUGUACGGGGGCUCCAACCUGUGGGGUGAGACCAAGAAACAGCGUGGCUACAACCGGCUGGGCAAGAAGGCACCCGAGAAACUGCCUGGCACCGUGGUCACCGAUGCCAAGGAGCUCAAGUUCUGUGUGCAGGACCUCAGCGACCAUCUCCUGGAGGUGGUGGGGCUGGAAGGAGCCAUGGAAAUGGGGCAGAUCUACACGGGGCUGAAGAGUGCAGGCAAGAGACUGGCCCAGUGUUCCUCUGUCAUCAUCAGGACCUCCAAGCUGCUGCCCAUGCAGGUGGAUGGGGAGCCCUGGAUGCAGCCAUCCUGCACUGUCAAAAUUACACACAAAAGCCAGGUGCCCAUGCUGCUGGGGCCCCCCCAGAAGAGCAGCUUCUUUUUCCUGAAGAGGAGAAACCGAACUCGGGAUUAAAGCAUCAUCCAAGGAUGCACAGCCUGGAGGCACUCAGCAUCCCAGGCACCUGCCUGAUGCAGGGGUCCCCAGAUCCCAUCCUGUGGAGGGGACUGAAACUCCCCCUCCAAGCCCAGUGGGGAUUAUUUAUCCUGGGAAGGUCCUGCAGGCUCCUUGCUGAUCACCAGAAGCCUCCUCUCGAGCUGGGAUGGAAGAAGGGGGAGAAGGCAGGCUGCCAUGCAGAGAGCACAUUUGCUGGAGCAGCACCAGGACUGGGAUUUUUUCCCCCCCUUUAUUUAAAUACCCUCCAGCCAAGCUGCCAGUGAAUGUGCUCCUGAGGCAGCACUAAGCUCCACUUAUUUAUUUAUCAUCCUCCUGAAGACCACUUGAUGUCUCUCUGCACUGGCUUUCUGUCCCCCAGUCCUUGCAAUGGGAGGAAUUAUUUAUUUCCUUGGCCUAGAGGAGCCAUCUCAGCCACUCACCUCUGUGCUGUGGGGUUUAAGAGAGAUGCAAAGAACCAUUGCUGCCAGCCCAGUGAGCCAUGAUACAGGCUGGGGACAGACAGUGCA